AUGUUUGAUGACUAUGCUCAAUCCAAGCAUCUCAAAGAGUCUUACAUGUACGGUAAGCGCCUUGUUCGAGUAGACAAGCUGCAGAGUGCGUAUUAUCAUUUGCAGCAGCAACAAAAGAAAUCUCAGGUACCGUUUUGGAGGUUUAUGGAUCCAUUCAUUCAGACAUGGUAUUCGGAAUUGGAGAGACUCUGUCGCUCAAGUCAAUCAGCUCUUAUCAUGCUGAAUAUGCAGCUGGAGGAGGUAUCGAAUACGAUAUGCUUCGUUUCAUCUCCUUUGAAGAAUCGAAACAGAAAAUCACUCAAGAAGGCCCAUCAGUUUAUAGCAACAUGUCUUGACGAAUGGGAUUUCAUACAGAUGGGAGCUUCUUGUUCAACGGGCUCAAAUGAUUCAUAUCAAGGCUACUUUGAACAGAUGGAGUCUCGAGCUCAGUAUGAAUUUGGGACAUACUCUUCACCCAAGCUGUGUCAGUGCAUCCGACAAGUGUAUCGAUUCAAGCAAAAUUUGCAGCUCUACCGCUGCUACAUCACCUCGCAAUUUGAUAUGCUCUGGGGAUUAGGCAGCACAGCAAUGCAACUGGAACCAACCACAGAUGUACCACUAUUACAAGUCAUGAAAUCUCGCUGGCAACAGAAAUACACUCAUGAACUCGCAUCGUACACCGCCAUCACAGACUCAUUUCAUGCACUUUUGAAAAAGAGUACGCCUGUUCGACAAGAUUUUACAUGCGCCGUCUGUCUUUGCAUCUGGCACGAACCGACGACUCUGCAAUGCAACCACACGUUUUGCCGCAACUGUGUUCAGCACAUGCUGUGUGCCAGCUGCCACAAAUUUCGGCGAAAAACAUUAAAUCGUAUAUCAGAAGGGUUGGUGCAUUGGAUCAAGCCGUUUCCAGCAGUGUAUUGCACAUGUCAAAUAUUCAAUCAUUUGGGUCAAACAACACCUUUAAACAAAGAAGGAACAUGUCCUCUGUGUCGUACACUCUUCAGCCCAGCAGACUGUGUUGUGGAUGAGGAGCUAUCCAAGUUUAUUGCGCUGUAUUUCCCCAAGAGCAGCCAGAAAGACAACGACGAGGAAGAUGCCGUCCAAGAGAGCAGAGAAUUGGACCAGCAACAUGUUGCAAAGAAACAGAAAUCAAGUGCUAAUACAGAUCAUGCAAACACACGAAGAAGAAGCCAAGUCAAUGCUGCCAAGUUUUAUUCUAAAAUGCAGAGAUGGUCCAACAAGUGGAGUGGAUAUUAUGGUGAGGCUAAUGCAGGCAUUGGUCAGGCACUGCCUCCUGUUCCUCGCAUACCUUUGGCAUCAACUCAAAGACAAGUGAAUUAUGAAAUGUUGGUACUAGCGAGACGGUCAUGGAUGUUUUAA
Messenger RNA from Mucor velutinosus, 1362 nucleotides. RefSeq lists its product as uncharacterized. Gene Ontology annotation, cellular component: nucleus; site of double-strand break. NCBI's taxonomy places the organism in Eukaryota, Fungi, Mucoromycota, Mucoromycetes, Mucorales, Mucoraceae. Gene Ontology annotation, biological process: double-strand break repair. The coding region runs from base 1 to 1362 and encodes 453 amino acids. The record is from RefSeq and is a predicted model, not a curated record. The transcript is spliced from 3 exons. Gene Ontology annotation, molecular function: ubiquitin-protein transferase activity; nucleosome binding.